This is a messenger RNA of Ctenocephalides felis (cat flea), 994 nucleotides long. Its product is annotated as peroxiredoxin-4-like. The coding region runs from base 160 to 930 and encodes 256 amino acids. The transcript is spliced from 5 exons. Gene Ontology annotation, molecular function: thioredoxin peroxidase activity. Gene Ontology annotation, biological process: hydrogen peroxide catabolic process; response to oxidative stress; cellular response to stress. Gene Ontology annotation, cellular component: endoplasmic reticulum; cytosol. The record is from RefSeq and is a predicted model, not a curated record. Lineage: Eukaryota; Metazoa; Arthropoda; Insecta; Siphonaptera; Pulicidae.
UCCAUUUUUAUGUUGAUUCGUUGAUUCGGUUAUUGUUUGACGUGGGAUGGAUUGUUGGAUAUCGGUUAUAGGUUAUAGAUAAACAAUUAGAUAGCCGAGGUUUACACGUUGCACGUAUGUUUUUGAAAGUCCCUGAAUCGAUCAAAUAGUUUAUCAAAAAUGAAACAAUUGCUUCAAAAUCGAAAUGUCAUUUGUGGACUGUAUUUAGUUUUUUAUGUCUUUUGCGCUAAUAGUAUGUCAAAUGACGAAGGCUCAUGUCAGUCCUACGCAGGAGGAACUGUUUAUCCUCAAGGAACAGAUAAAUCUGAUCACAAACUACAGUGGACGAAAGCUGUUAUUUCUAGGCCAGCGCCACAAUGGCAAGGAACCGCGGUAGUGAAUGGUGAAUUCAUAGAACUAUCACUAAAAGAUUUUGAAGGAAAAUAUUUAGUAUUUUUCUUCUAUCCAAUGGAUUUCACAUUUGUAUGCCCCACUGAAAUUCUUGCAUUUUCUGACCGAAUUGAUGAAUUCCGUGAAAUAAAUACAGAAGUCGUAGCAUGUUCAGUCGACUCUCAUUUUACACAUUUGGCAUGGAUGAACUCACCACGAAAAGAAGGUGGUCUUGGAAAAAUAAGAAUUCCAUUAUUAUCAGAUCUUACUCACACAAUUUCAAAAGAUUAUGGCGUAUAUUUGGAAGAUUUAGGCCACACUCUUCGAGGACUUUUUAUAAUUGACCAAAGGGGAAUUUUAAGACAAAUUACUAUGAAUGAUUUACCUGUUGGGCGUUCAGUUGAUGAAACCUUAAGGCUUGUACAGGCAUUCCAGUUUACUGAUCUGCAUGGUGAAGUUUGUCCUGUAAACUGGAAACCAGGCCAAGAUACGAUAAUUCCAAAUCCUAUUGAAAAGAAGAAAUAUUUCGAAAAGGCUGACUCUAAGACAGGUUCAUCAUAGUUUAUAGUUUGAAAUACAAUUUUAAAUAAAAGCUGGUUUAUAAUAAAUUUGAUAUUUUAUUAAA